AUUCAGGUUCUACGUGUCAUGGAGGUGCCGGAAAAUCUAAAAAAUCCGCAAAAUGCGCGCCGGGAAGGCUCAAAUAUGAAAUGUUUAGCGGAUUAUUCAGUAGAAAAAGAAGUCGGCGAGGGCUCAUUCAGCACGGUCUACCUGGCACGUCGAAAAGAACCCAAAAAUGACGAAAAUCCGGAAGUUGCGCUGAAAAUCUGCCUGAAAAGGCUGAUUUUGAAGAAUAAAAUGGUUCCGUAUAUUCAUCGUGAAAAAGAGGCGCUGGCGUUGAUUUCUCGUGAAGAAAACGCUCAUCCCGGAAUUGUGACGUUAUACGCGACUUUUCAAGACUCGGAGAGCUUAUAUUUUGUUCUAGAAUAUGCUAAAUACGGAGAUCUCUGCACUUUAAUGCAAAAACAGCCGGAUUCCAAGUUCAACGUCGCAGAUUCUCGAUAUUAUGCGGCCAAUUUGCUGUCAGCACUUGAACACAUUCACAAAUUGGGCAUAAUUCAUCGAGAUGUGAAAGCGGACAAUUUAUUGGUGAAAUCAGAUGGAAGAAUCAUGUUAACCGAUUUUGGAUCAUCGAAAUUUCUGUCAGAUUAUCAGAAAAUUCAGGAAAAUCCUGUGGAAGAAGAGCAGCCGACGGGGCGGCGGAGCAGUUUUGUUGGAACCGCGUUUUUUGUGACACCUGAGCUGCUGACCGGCUCCGAAAUGAGCCCAUCCAGUGAUUUAUGGGCAUUCUCCGUGACAUUGUACCUUUUCCUAACAGGAAUCUAUCCGUUCAACGAUAUGUCGGAAUAUCUCGUUUUUCGACGGAUUCAAGACAUUUUAUACACUUUUUCCGAAGAUUUUCCCGAUGAAAAUGCAAAAAAUUUGAUUGAGCGGCUUUUGGUUAAAGAGCAAAAAUCCCGUCUGACAAGCCAGGAAAUCAAGGAGCACAAAUUCUUCGAAUCGAUCGAUUUUGAGCAUUUGGAGCAGCUGGAGCCACCAAGGAUUUAUUGAUUUAUUGAUUUUUCGAUUUUUUUAACGAAAAAAAAAUUUUUAAUUUUGUCAAAAAAAAAUUUUUUUUUGGAAAAUUUUUUUUAUCACUUUUUUGAAAAAAUUUUUUUUUGAAAUUGUACAAAUUCCCAGAGCUUUACUUAUAAUUUAUGAAUAUUUAUUUUUUU
This is a messenger RNA of Caenorhabditis elegans, 1145 nucleotides long. It is a transcript of the gene W04B5.5, whose product is annotated as non-specific serine/threonine protein kinase. The record is from RefSeq and is marked reviewed. NCBI's taxonomy places the organism in Eukaryota, Metazoa, Nematoda, Chromadorea, Rhabditida, Rhabditidae. The transcript has 7 exons. Gene Ontology annotation, molecular function: transferase activity; protein kinase activity; protein serine/threonine kinase activity. Bases 19 to 981 code for a protein of 320 amino acids.